AUGGCUUUCAAUAGUCUAGACGAUGAAAAACCAAAUUUACGGCCAACUAAAUAUAAUAGUGCUAGAGGUAAAAGUCUUUAUUUACAUCAUAAUCCUAAUAAACCAUCGACAAAAUCAUAUAUUCAUGCAACGUGGAAAAAUAUCGAUAAAAAAUUAAAUGAAUUUUCUUUUGAUAAACAAGAUCUAUUUGGUAUUGAACAACCUCAUAUUGAAUACUCAUUAAAUAAACAACAACGAUGGGAUAUUUUAAAUGAUGUUCGUCAACAAAUUGCUAAUAAAUCAAAUUCAUCGUCAGAUAAUGAGCUUGAUAUCCAUUCUAAUUCGGAACAAAGACGAAAAAAGAAAAAAACUAGACGACAAUAUUUAAAUGCACAUGAAACAAAAUAUCGUUUAUAUGAAUUUCAUCAAAUUAAACACAAAACUAAUUGUAUAGGAAUAACUAGUAAUACAAAACAACGACAUAUACAAACACCUAGAAAAACUUAUAUGAAUAAAUCAAUAAAUAAUAUUAAAGCAGAAGAACAAAAUCAUCAGAAUAAUGAUAAUAAUACAACAAAAGAAGUUACUCUUAAUAUAACUUAUUUUGCUGUAGUUCCACCACCACGAGACAAACAAUUAGUGAAUAUUAAAAAUAACCAUAGUACAAAAAGAAAGAACCCAAGAUCAUGUACACAACGUGAUAAAUUUAUUGAAGUAAAAGAACGAUUCGAUAUUGAGGAACAAUUGAAGAAUGAAAAAGAAAAUUUAUCCACGGAUGACGAUGAAUCUAUAAUAUCAUACUAUACUUCCUUAAAACCUGAUGAUUUACAAUUAAAUGAUUUCAUUCCUAUCACAUCAAUCGAUGAUAAUAAUAAAACAUCUUUUGAAUCUGAAAACUCUGAUCAAAUCAAUAAAUGUCAUUCGAAUUCAUUACAUAUUGAUAGCGAUGAAAUCGAUUCGUUGAGACAAAAAAUUCGAUUGCAUCGACAAAUAAGUAACAAAAAAACACUUUAUUAUCAAGAGAUGACUACAUAUGGAGGAAUGCAACGAAAACCUGAUGAAACAAAUAAAUCAAGAACAAAAUCUUCUCAUGAUUUAAUGUCAUUAUCAUUUCGUACGAUUUUUUUACACCAAACAGAUUUAAAUAAUGAACAUCUAUCAAAAACUUAUGGAAAAAAUUUUCUUCAUGCUCAAUCUUAUCCAACAAGAUAUUUAAUUUGUCUUACAGAUCGUUUAAAAUCAUUUCAAUGGUCAAAUAAAUUUAAUUCUUCUUCAUUUUAUCCAACACUUAAUUGUUAUCUUAUUAUUGUAUUAAAUGAUAAUGAAUUAAAUAAUGAAAAUAAUAUUUGUCAAGGACAAGUUGCUGUUAAUAUGGAUUUAAAAACUGAGACAAUAGAUAUUGAAAAUUUAUCUCAAUCAAAAGACAUAAUUUAUAAUAUUGAUGAAUUAAUUAAUAAAACAAUUGAAUUUAUAACAAAUAUAUCAUUAGAUAAAUUCAAACAAAUUAAUUCAGAAAUCAAUCAAAGAAAAUUUUAUGGAAAUCAAACAGAUAAUCAAUUAAGUGAAAGUGAAUUUAUUAAUAAACAAAUUCAUCAAAUACAUUUAUUAGAUAAAAAUGAUUUACAAAAUAAAUUAAAUAUUGAAGUAUCAAAUAAUAAUAAUUUAAUUCAACCAGAAAUUUGUACAAAUUGUUGUUGUGAUAUGAAUGAAUUAACACCAAUGACAGCAUUAAAAUCUUGUUCACAUUGGUUAUGUAAUCAAUGUUGGAAACAAUAUCUUGAAAAUUCAACUAAAUCUACUCGACUUAUACGUUGUCCAGAAUGGAAUUGUUGUUCACUUGUUGAUAUUGGUACAAUUUUAUCUUUGGUUAAUGUUCGUUGUAUGAAUAUCUAUGAACGUAAUUUAGAAAAAUGUCUUGUAAAUUUAUCGCGAUCAUACAUUAGAUGCCCAUCAAAAUCAUGUUCGAUUAUUCUUCAUGUUAUUGAUUCCGGAAUGGGUUAUAUUCGAUGUCGUUGUGGUCAUCAAUUUUGUAUUGAUUGUAAACAAGAACCACAUUUUCCAGCAACAUGUAGUUCUUAUAAGGCAUAUUUAGAUGAACUAUAUCAAAAUGGUGAUUCAAUUUCUGAUUACAAUGCUAAAGUUAUAGUUAGAGGUCGACAUUGUGUAUCAUGUAAUAAUUUUAUUGAAAAAAAUGGUGGUUGUAAUCAUAUGACAUGUAGAUGUGGUGCUGAAUUUUGUUGGCUUUGUACUGCUUAUUGGAAAGAUCAUUUUUCAUCUAGUGGUGAAUUUAAAUGUCCAAAACAACAAAUAUCAAUUCAAAAGAAAACUUUAACUAAAGAACGUAAUCCAUCUCGAAGACUUUAUGAACAUGCACUUUAUCAUCGAAAUGAACGUGCUUAUCAAAAUCAAGCAAAACAAAAUAACAAUGUUAAGCGUCUUAUUGGUACAAUACCAUUAGAUAGAGGAACUUUUUUUGACACUACACUUAUUAAAUCACAAAUUGAUAAACGUGAAGCACUUUUACAACAUUCAUAUGAAAUGGUUAAAUAUGUCAGUAAUUUACAUCGUAUAUGUGAAUUUGUUGCUGUAGCUGCUGAUGGUUAUGCCGAUAAUCCAAUUGAGUUUAUUAAUAGUUUAUAUCCACUUGAAACUCUUAUUUUUAAUAUGAGUCAAAUAUUCGAAAGUGGACGUAGUUAUCAAGCUAUUGAACAAUUGAAUGAUUUACAUAAAAAAAGUGAAAAAUUAAUUGAACGUCUUUGUCAUGCUGUUAUGUUUCGUAAAAUAUAUGGAACCAAUAAAAUUGGAUAUGUAACUUCUUAA
Messenger RNA from Rotaria sp. Silwood1, 2799 nucleotides. The record is from the annotation of a GenBank genome assembly. Lineage: Eukaryota; Metazoa; Rotifera; Eurotatoria; Philodinida; Philodinidae.